Suillus plorans is the source of this 1841-nucleotide messenger RNA. RefSeq lists its product as uncharacterized. The transcript has 3 exons. Bases 221 to 1621 code for a protein of 466 amino acids. Lineage: Eukaryota; Fungi; Basidiomycota; Agaricomycetes; Boletales; Suillaceae. The record is from RefSeq and is a predicted model, not a curated record.
CGACCCGCAAAGUAAAACACUAGUACGUGAUCAUUCUUCUUUGCGAAGUUCUAUCAAGAUGUAUUUUUAAGGCUGAAACGGCUAUCCGAUUUGCUACUAGUAUGUGACACGAGGAGGCGUCUCGCCUAGGCGCGGCGGCCACUACUCGGAUGUGAUAAGGGUUCAGAGCGCUCAACUUUCAAAAACGGCUAUCUUUGCCCUCCCAGUUCUACAACAUGUGAUGGAGCUGCCUGCAGUGCUUUCGCCAAUUGCUAAUUCUAAAAAAUUCAAUCUCAAUGCUUCUGCUGUUGCUGGUUUCUUCGGUGGUGAGGAAGCUAUCACUGCCAUGGCUACUGUGCACCUGUAUAGGGGGCGUAGAUGGCUCGGCUGGUACAACUCCCCCGGCAGCUACAUUAUAGCCAAGGAGUUUGGCAGGAUAUCCAGAUCAAGAUUUUGGAAUGGUCUUUUUCCUGGCUCCAGCCAUCAUGAUCCAGCUGUUGCAUUCAGGCUGGACGGGAAGACUGGCCCGAAAUAUGUGGCGUCACACUCAGGAACUGUCAUGCAGCAGACGGGGCACCUUGCACAUCUUCUGACGCAGGGGACAGAUCACUCGGUUGUGCCGCCAAUGCUUCUUCCUAGCGCACGAGAUGCUACAACCUCACUCAUCUCUAUUGUCACUGUCCCUGACAUCAAUUACGACAACCUUAGUAUGCAGACCAUACGCAUUAGCAAUCAUCAUGCCGUCUUGGCCAGCUUCCCUAUCCUGGUCAGCGUCGGUACAUGCAUCCUUUCCGCCUUAUUCGCAGACUGGUACUGCUUUGCGAUGAUCUUCCUCGGAAUUAUUUCUAGCGGUGUCACGUGUUUUGUCAUUGGCUCUGGAGACCUUGAUAUCGAGACGGUCAAGACUCCAGCGGAGGGUUCCCCUGUAGGAGACGGGAUGCUCUUGAUCAAUAAUAACGUCUUCAUCUUGAAGGGAAAGGAAAAGGAUGUGAAUGUAAUCACGAAGGGGAAAUUUGUGCUAAAGUUGAAAGGAAAACCAGAGUAUACAGCUAUUGGGCUGUGCUCGCUGCUCCUUGAGGUGCAGUUUCUGCUGCAGCUCCUCCUCAUUCCCCAGGGAUCGCUGAUUGGUCAGACCAUGUUCCUGACUUCAAUAAUUGCAUCCUGGGCGUACAACUCCUUCCUCGCGUCCCUGGACGAGGAAAAACUACAACGGAAACUGUUUUACGACACUAUUAAACUUCGGCAGCCAGCUGUGCUUAGUUUUAAAGCUAGCACUCGGACCAUCAUGGCUGUAUUCACAUGCUUCGUUCUCUGCGAAGAUAUACAAAGGCCUCUUCAGGGUGUCGAGCCGAUGAACAUCCUGUUGGAGUUGGUGCCCAAUGAGACGCCAGUGUGGCAGAAGUGGAGGGAGCAAGUGGUGGCUCAGGUCAAGAAAAAAAAAGAGGGCGAAACGAUUGAUUUCCAAUCUGGGAAUGUUGAUAUGUUAGUAGGGCUCGACGACCAUGACAAGACACUUUUGGCGAAUCUUCUGCAGGAUGCGGAGGAUGCGUACAAAGGGUACACGACUCAGCGACGAGCAACAACACUGCACCCUACUUUUACUGCUACCAUGGGGAUAGAACUUCAUAACUUCAACAUGUAGAACCCUUCCGCAAAAUUUGGAUUACAUAGUUUGACCGUCUGACUUGACGUAUCGGAUAGGUGACAAAGAAAUACUGUAUCGUAGUGGUAUUAGGACUAGUUGGCCGAUCUUCAAGGUGCCAGUGAUAUAACAAACAGCCAAUAGCCAGCCUGGACAAUGGCAACGAGCGUUUUGGGAGGCGAAUGUAUAUAGCGAAGUGCAGCAUGAUACUGUAUAUAGG